This is a messenger RNA of Penaeus indicus, 2546 nucleotides long. RefSeq names its product lachesin-like. Bases 116 to 1561 code for a protein of 481 amino acids. The transcript is spliced from 9 exons. Gene Ontology annotation, cellular component: neuron projection. The record is from RefSeq and is a predicted model, not a curated record. NCBI's taxonomy places the organism in Eukaryota, Metazoa, Arthropoda, Malacostraca, Decapoda, Penaeidae.
AAAAAGAAAAGAAAAGAAGAAUAAAAGAUAAGGUGUUGUGAAUGAAAAUCUUCAAAUUUAAAAGAAAUUCGGACCAAGAUCAGUGGUGAAGCCUGUCCAUCCCGAAGCCGUUGACAUGCGGUGUUACACGGGCGUGAUGGGCGCCAGGAGACAUGUUUCGGUGUGGGCGUGGGCGGUGCCCGUGCUGUUGGCGACGCAUGCUGUGUGCUUUUCCCCUCAGUUCGCCGCCCCCGUGAGCAACGUGACAGUGGCGAGGGGAAGGGACGCGAAAUUCACCUGCUUAGUCAAACACCUUGGAGGAUACAGGGUUGGCUGGGUAAAGGCGGAUACCAAAGCCAUCCAGGCCAUCCACACACACGUCAUCACCCACAACCCUCGGGUACAUGUCAGUUUCGACGACCACUCGACCUGGCACCUGCUCAUUCGACAGGUCACGGAGGAGGACCAGGGACCUUACAUGUGCCAGAUCAACACCGACCCCAUGACCAGUCAGCUGGGCUACCUCGAGGUCCUCCGGCCACCUGAGAUUGACGACAACCUCAGCUCUGGAGACGUCGUGGUCACGGAGGGCGAGCCAGCUGUCCUGCGCUGCGUCGCCUCCGGCCAUCCUCUGCCCACCAUCACCUGGGUGCGAGAAGACAACGAGAAUAUUCUGAUGAACGAUGGUGUUUCUACGAAGCAAGUGAGGACUUGGGAAGGCGAUGAACUGAAGCUACAACGCGUAUCUAGGGACGACAUGGGCGCCUACCUUUGCAUCGCCCGCAACACAGUACCACCGCAGGUGUCCAAGCGGGUUGUCCUGCACGUGCACUUCCAUCCAAUCAUCCAUGUUCCCAAUCAGCUGAUUGGGUCUCCCUAUGGUCGUCAUGUCACCCUCGAAUGCAAGGUGGAGGCUUCACCCAAACCAGUAACUUUCUGGAGCAACAAGCAAGGAGAGAUGCUCAUGUCAACGGACAAGUACCAGGUGAGCGAAGUCCACAACAAGCCGGGAGGUUACGCCGUUCGCAUGAGACUCACCAUCAGGGACCUGACAGCGGCUGACAUCGGGAAGUACAGCUGUGUCGCCAAGAAUUCCAUUGGGGAAGUCGACUCGAAUAUCAACGUUUACUACAUCCCCCCACCCACCACGACCCCUCCUCGCAUUCCGAACUUUGUGGAGACAAACCGCGUGGACGGCGACGACUUCGAGAUGAUCAACCGCAUUCCUCUGGAUCCCAACGCAUCCGUCGACCACUACUUCACCCCGGGCAUCUUGGAGGGCUCCGGAGAUGAGGCGAAGAGGCAGCCUCCCUUCCCGCCGACGUCUGAAGGAGGGAGCUAUUCGUCGGGAUUCGGAAAUUGGUUCCCUGAGAACAGCGAGGUGGAUUCGAAUGUUCUCGGUGUGGAUGGGGUCUCUUCUUCAUCCUCUUCCUCCUCCUCCUCCUCCUCUUCUUCCUCUUCUUCUGCUAAUAGCGUAUCGUACAGCAGGGCCAGGAAGGAGAGGUGUGACUUGGUGGCGGUCGUGAUGUGGGGCUUCUUGAGUCUGGCACUGAGGGGAGAGAUCAUGGCGAGGUGGCAUUAGUGUCCACUUCACAGAGCCCCUAACGCUAACAUCCACCCUGUAACUCCAUGUACCACCCUGCCCUAACUCACUCCUCCCAUAUCAUCCAAUCCAUUUAUCCCCCCACCCUCCUCCCACCCCCCACCCCCACCCCCCCAAAAAAAAAGAAAGAAAAGAAAAAGAAAUACUAUUUAUGUUAAAAAAAAUCCUAGCCUCCUCCUUCGCUACCUUGUCCUCGCUAUAUGCUACUCCCUCCCUUUUCCUCUUUCGUCAAAAAAUAAGGCCUCAUCUCUUCACUUUUACUCAAGAAUGAGUGAGAACCUAAGAAAGGAAGAAAUAAUGGUGAUGAUAAGCCGCAGUUUAAUACCUAAAUCAUUUUAUCUUGAGUCGAAGACGAACGUUCCGUAUCUAACAUGGUAUCCAUAACACUAACGGAGAAAUGAAAACGACAGUUGUUUUGUAACAUGUUGCAGUAUAAAGCUAAGCGCACUUUUAUUUAACAAGAUGACACUCAGUGAUUACUACACGUUUAUAUCACUGGAGAAGAAUAAAAGUAAUUUUAAAGUUAAUAUUUCAUUUGGUUUAUUUCUUUAACGGGAAGACGUUAUCUACGUUAGUCACCCCGUAAAUUAUUAAUUGUGAUUUUAUAGCCUUCCUACUAUAGUCAAAGACUUUUUACCCCCUUCCCUUACGAAAAAAUAAUAAUGUACAACGUAAAUAUGAAUUCUCACAUAAGUAAUUCUCUUGCUUUAGUGAAUGGUGAAGACCUUAUUCAUAUAUAACGCUUGCACUUUUAAGGAUACAGAGAAAACGGAAACAGUUUGAAGGGAAACAAAUGCAAAUAUUUUAUUUCAUUUUCCCCCCUAAAUCAUUUUAUUCACAUACGCUUAAAACAAGCUAUAUUUUGCUCACCAUAAAACAACGAAAUAUAUAUAUGGAUAUAUAUGUAUAUCGAUAUACAAACAUAGAUACGUGUAAACACACACACACACACACACACACACAC